AUGGCUGGCACACGGAAUUAUGACUUCCUGAUCAAGUUGCUGUUGAUCGGGGAUUCCGGUGUGGGGAAGUCGUGCUGUCUAUUGCGCUUCAGCGAAGACUCGUUCACCCCCUCCUUCAUUACGACCAUUGGAAUCGACUUCAAGAUCCGUACGAUCGAGUUGGAUGGCAAGCGGGUGAAGCUGCAGAUUUGGGACACGGCGGGCCAGGAACGCUUCCGUACCAUUACGACCGCCUACUAUCGCGGUGCGAUGGGCAUUCUCCUGGUCUACGACGUGACUGAUGAACGCUCUUUCCAGAACAUCCGAACCUGGUUUUCAAACGUCGAGCAACACGCCAGCGAAGGAGUUCACAAGAUUCUGAUUGGAAACAAGUGUGACUGGGAGGAGAAGAGGGCCGUUUCAACCGAGCAGGGCCAGCAGUUAGCCGACGAACUUGGCAUUCCCUUCUUGGAGGUCUCCGCGAAGAAUAACAUCAACAUCGAGAAGGCGUUCUAUAGCCUUGCAUCGGAUAUUAAGAAGGGCAUGGAUACUUCGAAGACCGAACAUGGGGGUGCUUCAGGGGUCCCUAUAGAUCAGGGGUCGGGUUUGAACGGUAGCACGGGAGGGAAGUGUUGCUAG
Messenger RNA from Penicillium canariense, 618 nucleotides. It is a transcript of the gene srgA, whose product is annotated as Rab family GTPase srgA. The transcript has 3 exons. Gene Ontology annotation, molecular function: GTP binding; GTPase activity. Gene Ontology annotation, cellular component: endosome; plasma membrane. Bases 1 to 618 code for a protein of 205 amino acids. The record is from RefSeq and is a predicted model, not a curated record. Gene Ontology annotation, biological process: protein localization to plasma membrane; protein secretion; regulation of exocytosis. Lineage: Eukaryota; Fungi; Ascomycota; Eurotiomycetes; Eurotiales; Aspergillaceae.